GCCAUAUUCUCUUUAGCCAAAACCAACAAAUGGGUUCAAUAGGCACACCUCCGGUUGCCGAAAACGGCGACAACAAGCCUCACUCCGGCGACGGAUAUCCUCCCUCGGCGGCCGAGAUGACGCCGGAGUCGGAAGCGUCGAAGAAGCGGAGGAUGUCCAUGCUUCCUUUGGAGGUCGGCACCAGCGUCUUGUGCCGUUGGAGAGACUCCAAGUACCAUUCCGUCAAGGUUAUCGAACGCCGGAGGGUUCACGGCGGCGGGCCCAACGAUUACGAGUAUUACGUUCACUACACCGAGUUCAAUAGGAGGCUAGAUGAGUGGGUGAAACUUGAUCAGCUUGAUCUUGAUUCAGUAGAGGCUGUUGUUGAUGAGAAAGUGGAGGACAAGGUUACAAGCUUGAAAAUGACUCGUCAUCAGAAGCGAAAGAUUGAUGAGACCCACGUGGAGGGGCAUGAGGAACUUGAUGCUGCCAGCUUACGUGAGCAUGAAGAAUUUACUAAAGUGAAAAAUAUAGCAACUAUAGAACUUGGACGAUAUGAGAUUGAGACAUGGUACUUCUCUCCAUUUCCACCAGAAUAUAAUGACUCCUCGAAGCUGUACUUUUGUGAGUUUUGUCUCAAUUUCAUGAAGCGCAAAGAACAGCUUCAGAGGCAUAUGAAGAAGUGUGAUCUUAAGCAUCCUCCUGGUGAUGAGAUAUACCGUAAUCAUACGCUUUCUAUGUUCGAGGUUGAUGGUAAAAAGAACAAGGUUUAUGGGCAGAACUUAUGUUAUUUAGCAAAGCUGUUUCUCGAUCACAAGACCCUGUAUUAUGAUGUUGACCUCUUCCUAUUUUACAUUCUAUGUGAAUGUGAUGAUCGGGGAUGCCAUAUGGUUGGAUAUUUCUCAAAGGAAAAGCAUUCGGAGGAGUCUUAUAACUUGGCUUGUAUCCUUACCCUUCCUCCUUACCAGAGGAAAGGCUAUGGGAAAUUUUUGAUUGCCUUCUCAUAUGAACUAUCGAAGAAAGAAGGUAAAGUUGGUACGCCCGAAAGACCCCUUUCUGACCUAGGACUAUUGAGUUACCGAGGAUACUGGACCCGGGUGCUUCUAGAUAUCUUGAAAAAGCAUAAGGGAAAUAUCUCUAUCAAGGAGCUCAGUGACAUGACUGCUAUCAAGGCGGAGGAUAUUUUGACCACUCUUCAGAGUCUAGAAUUAAUUCAGUACAGGAAAGGGCAGCAUGUCAUCUGUGCCGACCCUAAGGUCCUGGACCGUCAUUUAAAAGCAGCUGGUCCUGCCGGUCUGGAGGUUGAUGUUGGCAAAUUGAUCUGGACGCCGUAUAAAGAGCAAGGCUGAUGGUUCGAUGAUUGUGUUUCGUCAAUUCUGUAUUUUGCUCCGCCUUGUAUAGUUCUGUAUUUUGCUCUACCUCGUAUUACUUAGAGGAUGAAUACAGGAGUUGGAUCUUGAAUGCCCUUGUACACUUUUCACUUGUAAUGUCAUUGUGUUUCCUUGUAAUGUUAAUAUUCCCGUUGCUAUAAGGCCACUUGUUUGACCAAUUAGGCGAGCCUAGCGGAUCAUCUUUAAGGAGCAACUUGAAAGCUAUUCAUGAAUGCUACGCCACCGGAGGCACCGGUAUUGUCAACAUCCGGGCACUGCCAACUUUAAAGAGUAUCCUUGUUACGGGGCUGACGGCUGUCAAACCAAGAAGGAAGAUUUCAAUGUUAGGUUAUGCGACUUUUUCAUUUUUUAAAAACAGAUCACGCUAUUUAUUUUAGGUGAUCUUAGAAACAGAUCAGUCAUUCGUAACUGCAGUUGCAUCCCCUUGAGGAAACUGUGGUGAAAGUGGAAUAUACAUCAUCCUAUCAUCAGUUACCAUCAAGUUUCAUGUUAUGUUACUACUUUUAGUUUAGAUUACAUGAUCGGUUACAGUAUAGUGUUCAUCUGGAUUAACAAUCUAUCACAAUAUACCAUAGUAGAUUAUCUUUUCAA
Molecule: messenger RNA, 1961 nt
Organism: Argentina anserina (silverweed cinquefoil)
Lineage: Eukaryota; Viridiplantae; Streptophyta; Magnoliopsida; Rosales; Rosaceae
Product: histone acetyltransferase of the MYST family 2-like
Exons: 9
Coding region: 30-1328 (432 amino acids)
Biological process (GO): negative regulation of DNA-templated transcription; positive regulation of transcription by RNA polymerase II
Cellular component (GO): chromatin
Molecular function (GO): histone acetyltransferase activity; transcription coregulator activity
Source: RefSeq, a predicted model, not a curated record